AUGACCAACCCCGGCGCCGUGGCCGUGUGCAACGCGGAGAUCCAGCCCUUGAUCGCGAGGGUCUUAGACACAGCUUUUCAUUUCGAUGUAGAGACUGGGUCUCUAGUAUUUCAUAAUCAUAUACAUUUAAUUAAUUGGGUAUUUAUAAAGUCAUGGGUGUAUUUGAGAGAUAGUCUAGUUGUAUUGAAUUGUACUUACAGAUACAUUUUUUUUCUUCUGCAUAUUAGUUUAACUUGA
This is a messenger RNA of Yarrowia lipolytica CLIB122, 237 nucleotides long. NCBI's taxonomy places the organism in Eukaryota, Fungi, Ascomycota, Dipodascomycetes, Dipodascales. The record is from RefSeq and is a predicted model, not a curated record.